Molecule: messenger RNA, 2895 nt
Organism: Lacerta agilis (Sand lizard)
Lineage: Eukaryota; Metazoa; Chordata; Lepidosauria; Squamata; Lacertidae
Gene: VEZT
Product: vezatin, adherens junctions transmembrane protein
Exons: 13
Coding region: 201-2711 (836 amino acids)
Biological process (GO): cell-cell adhesion
Cellular component (GO): plasma membrane
Molecular function (GO): myosin binding
Source: RefSeq, a predicted model, not a curated record
GCCUCGGCGGACUCGGUUUCCCGUCGUGCCUGGAGGGUAGAAGCACGGAUGGCGGAGAAGGAUGACACCGGAGUUUGACGACGAAGUGGUGUUUGAGUAACAGAAGAAAUUGCAGAGUCUUAGUGAGUUGCUGCUGGCUGCUUCUGAUGAUGCUAGGAAAAUGCGCCUGUGUGAGAGCACAGGUGCAGUUUUUCUGACCGAUGCUCCUCAUUUUCUACUCCAUCCUGGAGAGGCAAGUAGAAAGAAAUGGGGAGGUGGAGGAAAUUCUUUCAGAUGCACUGCAAGUGUAUCUGAGAAAGAGGUGGAAUCAUAUUUUCCAGGAGACAAGGAAUGCACUGCCUAAUUCGCCACUUUAUCAGUACUUACAGGACGUAGGACAUACUGAUUUUGAAGUAUGCUCACCGUUGCUACAAAAGCCGGAAGAAUGUACAUUCGAAGAGGGGCAAAAAGACAUGGAUACAGUUGCAAUUCAGAACAAAGACGUCCUAUCAAACUUAGCUGAGAAAUUUAAAAGCUGGCUUUCUUUUUUACCAUAUAAGAAAAAAGAUGAACUACUUCACCAAUUGGAUGUUGGUUUUCGCUCGGAGGCUCUCUGCACCAUCCUGCAACAGGAAGUUCUGCUGCAGGAGGAUGUUGAACUGAUUGAGCUACUUGACCCCAGUAUCCUGUCUGCAGGGCAGCCCAAGCAACAGGAACAUGGACAUCUUCCAAUGCUACGCUCCCUAGCAACUCCUAAUAUUUGGGAUAUCUCAUUACUAUUUGCCUUCAUCAGCACGCUGAUUAUUCUUCCUCCUUCAUGGAAUGGACCUCUUGGAUUGGUGGGGGGGGUAGGCUUGUUGGUUUACGUGUGCUUGCGAGGUUUGGACACACUGAACACAGCCAAGCUGCAAAUGUCUCUAAGAAAAUGCCAACUCCAGCUAGAAGAUAUGGUGACUAAUUGUCGAGCCUUCACUAACCUUGUGAGAAAAUCUCUACGGCUCAUUCAAGAAACUGAAGUCAUUUCUAGAGGAUUUACUCUUUUGCUUGACAGGGUCAGUGCUGCUUGCCCAUAUAAUAAAGUCGGACAGCAUCCUUGUCAGCAUCUCAUUGGUCUUCGGAAAGCAGUUUAUCGGUCAGUACGAGCCAACUUCAGAGCAUCAAGGCUUGCUACCUUGUAUAUGCUGAAACAUUACCCAUUGAAUUCUGAGAGCGACAAUGUGACAAACUACAUCUGUGUGGUGCCUUUCAAAGAAUUGGGCCUUGGACUCAGUGAAGAGCAGGUGUCUGAGGAAGAAGCACACAAUCUCACAGAUGGCUUCAGCCUGCCAGCACUAAAGGUUUUAUUUCAACUUUGGGUUGGACAAAGUUCUGAAUUCUUCAGGCGGCUAAUUCUUCUGCUGUCUCCCUCCAAUGCAUCUAUCAAGACCCUGAUUAAGCCAGAACAUUUGCCACUUUCUACCUUUACUGAUGUGACUCAGGGUCUUCAUCAUGCACAUGCCGCCUGUUUAGAAGAGCUUAAACGGAGCUAUGAAUUUUAUCGGUACUUUGAAACACACCAUCAAUCUGGUUUGGAACGUUCAGUCAAAACCAAACAAAAGUCAAGAGAACUAAAUCGUCUCCACACAGCAGUGCGCAGCUUACAACUCCAUCUGAAGGCCUUGCUUAAUGAAGUAAUAAUUCUUGAGGAUGAACUUGAGAAGUUUAUUAGUUCCAAGGAAAGCCAAGAACUAACUUUGGAGGCCUACCAAGUUGUAGAAACAAAACUAAGACUUGUUCAACCUCACAUGCAAGCAAGCAACAGCUGCUGGGAAGAGGCCAUUUCUCAGGUGGAAAAACUGGUUCGAAGAAAUCCAGAGAAAAAAGGCAAUCCUGAACCAUCAUGUGAGAACAAGCAUUGCACCCAUCUGCAACCAUCUGUACAUAUAGAGGAUAAAGACCCAAUCCCUGAAGAACAGGAACUUGAAGCAUAUGUUGAUGAUGCAGAUAUAGACAGCGAGUAUAAAAGAGAUGACUUUUAUUACUUUUCCCUGGAAGACAGAGAGAGGCAAAAACGUGAAAGAGAGGAAUCCAAGAGAGUGCUGCAGGAAUUAAAAUCUGUGCUGGGAUUUAAAGCUUCAGAGGCAGAAAGACAAAAGUGGAAGCAACUCCUGUUUAGUGAUCAUGCUGUGAUGAAACCCUUGCCUGGUACAGAGCAAGAGGAACCCAUAAAUAUUUUGGGAUUGCCAAAGAAUUCAGAAUCAGGCAAGCAGGUGUGCAGCAGAGAUGACAGCUUGGAAGAAGCAGUCUCCGACUUCAAAACACAAGCUACUGACGGUGAGAAAGAUAGGGUGGAGUACCUCUCUGAUGGAUCUGGUAAGAACAAAAACGACAUUGCUGCAAAUGGUGACUCGUCAGAAGUUGAAAAAAGAACAUGUUACCAAUGCAAUGGAGAAGGUGAAGAAUCUGAGUCAGCUGGUGUGGACAGAGUUGAUGUGUCACAGCCACCUGAGAUAGAUGUGUUACAGUCCUCCAUUAAACAAAGACUGGCUGAGCUUCAUAUAUCAGCAGAUUUGAAUUUCACAUCAGGACUCGCAGCACAGGUUGCUGCCAGGUCACUGACAUUUACAACCAUGCAAGAGCAAACAUUUGGCGAUGAAGAAGAGGAGGAGGAGGAGGAGGAGAUACAGGAAAAGGAAGACUUUUUUGAAAAACACAAAGGUGAAGUAAAUGACUGCAAAAAUGAAGAAUCAUAGAGCCCACCUAAACUUUGCCUUGCCUAUUUGAACACAAUGGAAGGCUAGUGGGAUUAACAACAGCAGCACAUGCAAAGACUCAGCACUGAUAAUAUUGGAUGUUGAAGAGAAGAUCACCAUUAAAAAUCAUGACUUCAAUUGGACUUUACUAGUCUUUUGAAAUAUAUCCAUGUGCAAAUAUCAA